Messenger RNA from Notolabrus celidotus (New Zealand spotty), 1047 nucleotides. RefSeq names its product homeodomain-interacting protein kinase 4-like. Gene Ontology annotation, biological process: peptidyl-threonine phosphorylation; positive regulation of transcription by RNA polymerase II; smoothened signaling pathway. The transcript has 6 exons. Gene Ontology annotation, cellular component: cytoplasm; PML body; nucleus. Bases 1 to 1047 code for a protein of 348 amino acids. The record is from RefSeq and is a predicted model, not a curated record. NCBI's taxonomy places the organism in Eukaryota, Metazoa, Chordata, Actinopteri, Labriformes, Labridae. Gene Ontology annotation, molecular function: protein tyrosine kinase activity; SMAD binding; protein serine/threonine kinase activity.
AUGAGACUGAAUGAACUGGUGAAGAAGGCCAUCUCUAGUCGGGGUUUCCUCCUCGACCCCAUGGAGCAGGAGGAAGACAGAAGCAUGAUUGCAAAGCUGUCAUCUCUCACAGAGAGCAAUUCUCACCCACUGCAUGGCAAAGUUGUCGGCACGGGGCAGCUCCUUCAGUCACAGGCUGCUUCACCCAUGGUGUCAAUACUGGAGGCCAUCUCUGUGCUCCACCCUGACAAGGUGAAUGUGGUGAAGUUCUUUGAGAUGUUCAAAGAUAUGGUGUGGACAUGUCUUGUGUUUGAAAUGUUGGACAUGCAUCUCUACGACCUGAUUGAAGAACGAGAUGGAAAACCACUGUGUCUCCAGGAGAUACGGCCCAUAGCACAGCAGCUGCUGGUUGCCUUGGAUGCCCUAAAGAGUCUUGGGAUCAUCCACACUGACAUCAAGCCUGACAAUAUAAUGAUGGUCCACAAGCAGAGCCAGACCCUCAGGGUAAAACUUAUAGACUUUGGUGAAGCCAUGCUGGCCUCCGAAGCGGAGCCUACGAUGGAAGCUCAACCAAUCGGAUACAGGUCUCCAGAAAUUGCCCUCGGCUUGCCUUUCCAUGAGGCUAUAGAUGUGUGGGGGGUCGGCUGCAUCCUGGCCUUCCUCUACCUGGCUGAUCACCUCUUCCAGGUGCACUGCGAAUAUCAAAUCAAAUCAAAUCAACUUUAUUUAUAUAACACUUUACACACAACAAAGUUACCAAAGGUGUUCCAGUUAAAAGAUUACCGGAGGAACGGACACCCAGAUAAAGGUUCCGGGGUGGGACCAGAGCACAAACUGAGAGUCCUUGAGCUAGAGGUGGCUGCAGUGGAGCACCAGUUCAUCUUCAUCUAUGAAGUUGGAUUCAACCUCAUAAAAAACAAAGGAGGGGAAAGAAUAUCACCGGCCAGCGUGCCAUUGUUGAAGUCCCUGGCCAGCACAGAGGGAACAUCACAAUGUGUGCAGCGAUUACCCACCACGACGUCAUCCAUCACCAUGCUACCCUUGGCCCCUACAACACUGCCCAUCUGA